This is a messenger RNA of Angiostrongylus costaricensis, 417 nucleotides long. The record is from the annotation of a GenBank genome assembly. NCBI's taxonomy places the organism in Eukaryota, Metazoa, Nematoda, Chromadorea, Rhabditida, Metastrongylidae.
AUGGUUUCGAUUGGCCGAGACCGGAAGUGUGGUAUAGCUCUAGCUGUUGAUGCCCAUGGUGUUUCCAGAAUUCACGGUUCCCUGAAAUGGAUAACCUUACAAGAUAACAGUACUUAUGGAACGGUGGUGAAUGGAAGGUUGGUGAAGGGUGCAUGUCAGACACUGCAAGAUGGGGCGCAUAUUUUUGUUGGAGAUGUUGAACUUGUCAUUGUUUUUCCACAACAUCAACACAGAAUUUCAUCGUUUUUUGUGAAAAAAUCAUGCACUGUAAAUGUCACUGAUGACGACUGCAUUACACUGAUGAAAUUGCUGCCGCUCGGUUUUAAUUAUGUCUUUGUUCUUGUCGUUUAUUGUAUAUUCAAUUUAUUUGUUUAUCUAGCCUGCUUCCAGUCAGAUGCCCGAAUCCGUGGAAAAUAA